CAGAUUUGGAAGGAACUGUGCAACGUAGUGGGUUCUUUGUGAAAGCACAGCAAUGAGAAAAGCCACAGCAACAUCCUCCGGGUGCCCAGAACACGGGCCCCGGGGCAGCUGUGCGCCUUAGCCCUGUUUUCUGCAGAGGGUGCAAAACUGGAAGUGGCGUGGCCCUGAGGCUGGGGCUUCAGACGACACCCAGGACUCUCCUCCGAGGUAGCAGCCCCUGGAGAAGAUUAGCCGUUCUCUGAUGAAGCCUGGAAUGGUCCCCCCUCCGCCUGGAGAGGAGAGCCAGACCGUCGUCCUUCCCCCGGGCUGGCAGAGCUACUUGUCCCCGCAGGGCCGGCGCUACUAUGUCAACACGACGACCAAUGAGACCACCUGGGAACGCCCCAGCAGUUCUCCUGGGAUUCCAGCCAGCCCUGGCCCUCACAGGAGCUCUCUGCCUCCAACAGUGAAUGGAUACCACGCAUCAGGGACCCCAGCGCACCCUCCAGAGACUGUCCACAUGAGUCUCCGAAAACCCACCGGUGAUUCCCAGAACCUGGGAUCCUCGUCACCAGGCAAAAAGCAGAGCAAGGAAAACACCAUCACAAUAAACUGCGUGACCUUCCCUCACCCAGACACAAUGCCUGAACAGCAGCUGCUCAAGCCAACCGAGUGGAGCUACUGUGACUACUUCUGGGCUGAUAAGAAGGACCCCCAAGGCAACGGCACCGUGGCUGGGUUUGAACUGCUGCUGCAGAAACAGCUCAAGGGCAAACAAAUGCAGAAGGAGAUGUCUGAAUUCAUCCGGGAAAGGAUAAAGAUUGAGGAAGAAUACGCGAAGAACUUAGCUAAGCUCUCUCAGAACUCCUUGGCGGCACAGGAGGAAGGCUCCCUGGGAGAAGCGUGGGCCCAGGUGAAGAAGAGCCUUGCAGACGAGGCAGAAGUUCACCUCAAGUUCUCCGCCAAGCUUCACAGCGAGGUGGAGAAGCCCUUGAUGAACUUCCGCGAGAACUUCAAGAAAGACAUGAAGAAGUGCGACCACCACAUCGCCGACCUCCGCAAGCAGCUCGCCAGCCGCUACGCCUCGGUGGAGAAGGCCCGGAAGGCCCUCACAGAGCGGCAGAGAGACCUGGAGAUGAAGACCCAGCAGCUGGAGAUCAAGCUGAGCAACAAGACGGAGGAGGACAUCAAGAAGGCGCGGAGGAAGUCCACCCAGGCCGGAGACGACCUCAUGCGCUGCGUGGACCUCUACAACCAGGCCCAGUCCAAGUGGUUUGAAGAGAUGGUGACCACCACGUUGGAGCUGGAGCGGCUGGAGGUGGAGAGGGUGGAGAUGAUCCGGCAGCACCUGUGCCAGUACACGCAGCUGCGGCACGAGACGGACAUGUUCAACCAAAGCACAGUCGAGCCUGUGGACCAGCUGCUCCGGAAAGUGGACCCAGCCAAAGACAGAGAGCUGUGGGUCCGAGAGCACAAGACGGGCAACAUCCGCCCCGUGGACAUGGAGAUCUAGCGGGCAUGUGUGGCCCCAGGGGUUCUGCCGAGGACAGGGACUGGGGGGUUCCACAGAGCGGAGGUGGCGGCUCCCAUUGGGGGGCUGUUGCUGAGUGGAGCUGCCCUCCCACCCACACUCCUGGCAUCCUGAAGAGUGGGGAGAGCACUGGUGAUUCCCAAGGGGCAAUCCAGGCAACCCAGCUGGGGGCUCCCCCAUAUUCCCAGGCCAAGAAGACGGACCCGCAGCCUUGCCCUUGUCUCCAAGGCCGAAGCCCCCCAACUCCCAUGUUGUGCUUGCAGCUCUGAGAACAAGCUGAAGCUGGAACUUGGCGGUCCCUGCUGAGCUCCAUAGGGGGGUUGCUGCCACACGCUUGUGCCCCUGGAAGCCCCAAGGCCCUUUUUCCAGCUGGCUCCUUGUCUGUAGAGCUUUGUAGGUUCAGGGGAGGGAGGUCUCUGUCUCUAAGCCAAGCAGCAGGAUCAGAACCGUGGCUAGAAGUUGCGUUCGACCCAUAGUCCUCACCCAGAAUCCUUUGCAACACUCCCUUUUUGUUUUCCCGUUGCGUUCUGGGAGCCCGCAGCUGGCUUUUCUCGGCCACUUUGCAUCACCAGGUGUCUUGGGAAGAAGCCUGACUCCUGUCUUCCCAUAUCAACCCUGCCUGGGGAGAUCAGGAUGGAACUACCUCAUUCGGCAAAUUAGCCCCAAGUCCGAGCAUGGACUCACGUUUCCCAUCAGAUCAGGCAUUGUCUAUAAAGUCUCCUUGGGAGUCCCAAUCCCCCAGCCCUCGACUGCUUCCCCAAGGAAACCCCCAGCCCUACCCCCCCCCCCACUCCACUCCUUCCCAGGCUUAUUGAAGGAAGCAUUCCAAAGUUCUCAGGACUGGGUCUACUGCACAAACAUUCAGAGGCUUCAGGAUGGAAAUGACAGCUCAUCUCCAAGGCCAGCCAGGCACUGAGGGCCAGCUGGGUCUGUGUGUGUGUGUGUGUUGGGGGGGGGUGGCCACCCUGGGCUUCCCAACGUGGGCUCUACUGACCUGGGUCAGUCCUAUGUGGGAGAUGGAUCAGGCAAGUCUCUGUUGUCUCCCAGAUGGCUCCAUCUGCUUGUGGUGCUGGGACUGCCUAGACUGCCAGGACUGAGGUACACAGACUCUCUUAUGGCCACAGUAGGUUGUCCUGCCCCACCCCCUUGGCCUCAGCUCCUUCUACAUGUCCCAGGGCCCUCUACCUCUCCCCACUGUCUCCAUCUUCCAGUUCCUAGGAAAGUCUAGGUUGGGUGUGACUUGGGAAGCUUCAUUGCUUCCUGUGGAUCCCACCUCAUCAUCUCAGAGAAUCAGCCUGGGAUGGCAGGGAGGGUGCUGGCAGGAGAGAAGAGCCUGCAGGAAGUCACCCAGCGAAUGAGGGGCAGAUUCCAGCCGGGAACCCAUGGCCCAAGAAUCCAUCUUCCUUGACUUUCCCAUUGGUUACUUUGGAAUCGUCCUGUAUAUCUCCCACGAGGGCAGAAUUCUAUGAGCACAAUUCCCUGGGCUUUCUCUUAGUCUCACGUGCUCAUCCCGGAUGACUCUUUCAUCUUGGAUCUUUUAGUACCUCUUUUGUUGAGUCGGAAUUGCUCUCUCAUGGUUUAUAUUGGAAAGAGGCCCUAAUAUUACUAAAGCGAGCCAAACUUGGUCUCUUCUUAUUGAAACAUCUCCACCAAAAAGACCAGCAUGAAAACCUUUGCCGCCAUGAAGGUCAACCUGGUAGAAUCUAUCCCUGGGUGAAGAGUUGUCCUUCCAGAUCUGGGGUAGGACCAUGGCAGCAGUUAGCAAUUUUAGGAGAUUGUUUCUUGGUUUCCUUAGUAAAAAUGGGUGCUAGUGAGAAUUGCUUCGUGGCUCAGUAAACUGAUUUGUGGAUGGUUCUCAAGCAUUCAAACCAGUAGCCUUGUUACUAACACAGAUACAUCACAUGCAGGUGGCUCAUUGACUGUGUGUUCUUAUUCUCAUGUGAGGAUCCCAGAGCCCUCCAUUCACCCCUGGGAUGGAGUGAGUUUUCUUGCCUCUUCCAGGACCAAGUUAGCCCCAUCUGGGCUAGUCAGUUUUCUGAGAUCGUUUUCAUGACCUCAUCUCCUCACCUCCUUCUCCUUAGCCUCUUAAAAAAAUUCCUUUACCCUUUUUUUUCUUCUUAUUCCUUUAUCAGACACUUACUUGAGGCCAGGCAACGUGCUAAGAUCUAAUCUGAGGACAAGAUAAGGCCCAGUCAUCAGGGAAGCCUACAAUCUCUUGUUUUGUGUAGACGUCUCUCUUUCCCAAGGGCCCCAUGGGCCAGCAACCUCAGCAUGCUCAUGCACCUGCAGGUAUGCUGCAGAAUUUAGGCUUUCAGAGGUCCUGUCUGUUGUGCUGAUUUGCUGUAUUCAUUCAUUCAUUCACUCAUUCAUUUAUUCAGCAGAUGCUUAGGACUAGCCAGGCAUUGAGUGGCGGGACUGUAGUUGCAUGUAAGGUAAGCACUAUCCUGCCCCCUCUAUUCCCCACGUAGACAGGGAGCUGUUUAGACCUUUCUGGAAAAUAAGGAUAUUGCACCCUUUCCACAUCUACCCACUGCAAUUGUUUAAUUAUAGUGGGAACUUCAACAUGAAGUGUUAACCUAGUGCAUAGAAGGGACACAGGAUAAGACCUUCAUGACCUGGUCAGCAGACCUUCACAGCCCAUGUCCAGACUCCCAAGUACAGGACUGUUUUUUGUUGGUCUUUUAAACUCUCCUCGCCUUACACAUAGGAUGAGUGAAGGCCCAGGACAGCGAGUGAGGACUGUGAAAUGACACAGGGAAACCACAGCAGGGCUGGAGCCGAGAGUCCAGGCCCCUUGUUCUUACUAGCAGCCGCCUCCUCUGGGUGAAAUCACUGUUAGGAUGAAGUCUAGAAUCAUCUCAAAGUGUACUUCGGAGUGGCAAGGACACUACCCAGGUUGCCGUUUGUGUUUACGUUUUGGUGCUUAGGUAAUGAGUGGAUUUGGUAGGGUUUGUUCAUGGGGGGAAGUGAGUGUGGGCUCUUUUUGAAAACGUCCAUGGUUCAGUUUCUGAGAACAGGUUUGUCUCUGAACACCUGCUUUAACACAAGACAGAAAACCCUCUAAGACAGUGGUGUUCAAGAAUGAGUCAGUCGCCAUGUCAACCUGCAGGAAAGGCCACUCGCUACCCUUUGUUUGGUCUAGUGCUUUUGAUCAGUACUGACUGCGACGCUGGGGCCAUGUGAGUCAUGUGAACGGCGGCCCUGAGAUGCUGUCACUGGAACUACCUGGCCUCCUCCCCACCUCCACCCAACACCCUGUUGACCAAGGAGGAUUUCUGCAAUGAGAAGUUCUGCUCUGCUUGUCAGAGCAGAUAAAUGGCUGAAGCAAACAGGAACAGCACAAGCUCACCAGCCAGGAGUUUGUUGCUAUUCCCUUGGUGAAAACCAAUCAAUUAGUGGAUUAGUGGAUGGAUACAUAAAAGCUUUGGCUGAGCCAAAACCCAUUUCUUGGAAAUACAAGCCAUAAAAUUAAGAGGCCAUCCCAGACCUUGGCUUGUGUAGGUCAUUUUACUUCCAACUGUGAGUAGCCUUGACAAGGAGUUUAAACAGGCGCCUGAAGACCUGCUCAUGAUCACGCAGGUAGGGAAGAGCACUUUAUAAAUGCUAAAUGGGGCACAGAUGAGCAGCCUGAUUGCUUAGCUGGGACACCAUCCUGUCCCCCGAGUCCUUCCCUGCAAGGCCCCCUGCCGCCACCUUUUUUCCAGAGUCGAUGAGGUAUUGUUGGCAUUCCGUAAAAUUCACUCUUUAGAAGUUACAGUUCUAUGAAUUUCAACAAACUUUUACAGUCUUGUAACUAGCACCAAAAUCAACAUAAUAUUUCCAUCACUCCAGAGAACUUUAUGCUCCUUUUCAGUCAAUGCCAUCUUCCCACCAUCCACCCCUGGUAACCCUGAUCAAUUUUCUGACCCUAUAGUUUUGCCUUUACUAGAAUGUCAUGGAGGUGGGGUCAGAGUGGUGUAGACUUUUGAGUCACCCAUGAUGAUGAUGAUGAUGAUGAUGAUGAUGAUGUGUGUGUGUGUGUGUGUGUGUGUGUGUGUGUGUGUGUGUGUGUGUGUGUGUCCUUUUUCAUUGCCAAGUAGUAUUCCAUUGCAUGGGCAUACCACAUCCAUUCUUUAUUUUUAACAUGAGUCUUUUGCCUUGGAUGUUCCCACUCCCAGGUAUUCAACUUGUUUUCAUGAUCACUUCUAACUUGCCACCUACUAGUGGCUCCCCAACUCCUUCUCCAGAUGUCAGCUGUACCCACAAGUGUUUCUUGGGACUCACACUCUCUUUUUCAGUUCAUGUUAGGUGUUCAGUGGGCCAGAGAGUAGCCAGAGAUUGGGGUCAAAAGGACGGCAGGGUCUCUCUUUCCUUCACUUCUGCAUCUCAGCCAAUAGAUCCACUCCCUUCUGGAAACUGGGAACAGUGAAUGACAAGUAGAAGUUUUAUGGACCAGAAGGCUGGGGCUGACCCUUCAGCUCACCAUGACCCUUUCCUGGAUUUGUUGCUUCAUCUGCAAACUUAGAAUGCUUUAUUCUAGAUGGGCUUGCAGACUUCUUGAAUUGAUCCUUCCUUCUCACUUCCAAUUUUACACCCUAGACAUGUGGUCAUGCCUCAUCUUGGUCUUAUCUGCACCAUCAUAAAUAGAGUUGCCUAAGAUCCUGUGAGAGCCAUGCCCUGGCACUUCUCCACUUAGACUUAAGUGGAGCUAAAAUGAAGAGUUUCAUGAGCUGUUAAGAAUGGGGUACUUCCUCCUAGGACCCCCAGAGGAAGCUAAGUCAUUACCUUUUGGGUCUCAUCUAAUCUUUGAUAGUGUAUCUUGGAGUCUAUUCCCAGGAGCCAGGACAGGCAUGGAGAUUGGGCCACCUUCUGGUGGUCUUUGCCAUUGCUGGAGCUUUGCUCAGCUGGUGGUCCCUUUGAGCCUGGCCCACUCUGCAUAUGGCAACAGAGAUAGGACCAAACCCAGCAAAAGCCAGGCCAGGCUCUGAGUGCAUCGCCCAAGGUAAGCACUGCUCCAGCUGGUGUCCAUGCCCUGCGUGGUGAAACGUGAGUCCCAGAAGGCACCAGACACCCCUCCAAGGGAACCGGAGACAUUCCCAGAUCCAGGCCAGGUGGAAGUCAGGCUGGGAAGUCUAAGCCCACAGGGUUCCAAGGUGGAAGCUGAGGCUCUACACUGCCAAGACUUCUGGGUUGAAUUUUUUCAAGGAGGACUCUCAGUAUCUGUAGGAGAAUUAUUUCUGCUUGGGGCUUUGCUGCAAGUGAGGGGCCAACUGUGGCAGCAGGUUAGGGUGAGAGCAUGACAGAGGACAAACCCAAGGCGCAUUUCCCUGAACCUUCCAGAGGCUGGAGUGUCUAGGAGGAGGGGGUUGUGAUAAUGACCCUGGAGACUCCCUGUGUGGUGUUUGAGGACGUGGAUGCUUUGGGUUGGAGACAAUGAGACUGCAGUGGUGAAUGAAGGGUCAGGGCAUUGGGAUGUUCUCAUGGGGACCCAAAGGGAUGCCUUUGGGCCAGGGGGAGAGCACAGGUCUGGUUCUGCUGCCCCAUUUGUCCCAUCACCUGAAGUGAAGUCACAUCCCCUGUAGGGUGUGUAUAUCAUUUGUCCAGUGGGGGCACUUCCCUUCCAGCACCACCUGCAGCAGACUGGCUUUUGGGAGUCGUGGCUUCCAGGAGACCAUGUGGACCCAGGGACAGACAUUCAAAGGGACACCAGCUAUCCUUGGUGACAGGGGCCCCAAAUUCACAUCUCUUCCCUUCCCUUAGGAGAGAUGACCAGAGGCAGCCCCUCCACAGACACGGGCACAUCAGCAAACCCCAUGAACGUGGAAUUUUCUAACAAAAUAAACUGGCUUGUUUGGUCUGUUUUCUGUAACUUUUGCUAAAUACUUUAUACAUUUUUAAUGUUAAAAAGCCGUGUCUUCUGCCAGCAUUCCUCGCCCCGGUAUGAAUGUGUUUACCCCACAUUGUAUAUCCUCCCAUCCUCUGGCUGCCUAGAUCAGUAAAUAAAAUCGAUGUAAUAUAAUUUAUAAGUAACACUGUUGAAACUCUGACCCCUAUGGACGCUGUAACCUGCCCUCCCCCACCCCUCACCCCCUGUAAUAGCAUUCGUGUGUAUUAAUGCUGAAGAAGUCAAUGUUUAAAGAGUUUAAAUUUUGAAGGCGUUUGCUAUAUAUAAUUGUCCUGCAUUAUUAUAAAGAGUUUUCAAGAAGUUAAA
Molecule: messenger RNA, 7700 nt
Organism: Tupaia belangeri chinensis (Chinese tree shrew)
Lineage: Eukaryota; Metazoa; Chordata; Mammalia; Scandentia; Tupaiidae
Gene: GAS7
Product: growth arrest specific 7
Exons: 14
Coding region: 242-1492 (416 amino acids)
Biological process (GO): neuron projection morphogenesis; clathrin coat assembly; clathrin-dependent endocytosis
Cellular component (GO): cytoplasm; plasma membrane; clathrin-coated vesicle
Molecular function (GO): protein binding
Source: RefSeq, a predicted model, not a curated record